UUGUAUCAAAACAGGCUGAGUGGUUCAAUUCCAGCAAGCCUUUUCAACAUUUCAACCCUCCAAAUCUUGACAAUUGUGGAUUGUCAGCUAUCGGGGAGUUUACCAUCAAAUGUAGGGCAAGGGACACCAAACCUCAAAGAAAUUUAUUUGGGAAUGAAUAAUCUCAGUGGAGCCUUCCCUGCUUCUAUUUCCAAUGCUUCAAGACUCACUGUUCUAGACCUUUCUAACAACAUCCUCUCAGGUUCCAUUCCUGAUUCCCUUGGUAAUUUAGAAUUCCUUGAACUUCUACAGAUAGGCCUUAACAAUUUGAUCUAUCAUAAUCCCUCUUCACAAUUAACUUUCCUGACUUCACUGACAAGAUGUCGAAAUCUAAGAGAACUCGUCAUUGCACAAAAUCCCUUGAAUGGCGUUCUUCCAGCUUCUAUCGGUAACUUCUCAAGCUCUCUCCAAAUCUUUCCUGCACCCGGGUGUAAACUCAGAGGCAGAAUCUCAGAAGAAAUAGGAAACCUAACAAAUGUGAUAUCCAUAUCACUAUUUGCCAAUGACUUGACAGGGUCCAUCCCGAAAACUGUCAGAGGUUUGCAGAAGCUUCAAGGGAUUCUUAUACAAAGUAACAUGAUAAGCGGGACUAUACCAGAUGAAAUUUGCUACUUGCAAAAUAUAGGAAACCUCAUUUUAGGUCAAAAUAAAAUGUCAGGUCCCUUGCCAUCCUGUUUGGGGAAUGUUACUUCUUUGAGAAAUUUAUAUCUACUUUCAAACAAGUUGAACUCCAGCUUACCGGAGACCCUAUGGAGCCUUCAAGAUCUAUUGGUACUUGAUGCAGCAUCAAAUUCAUUUUCUGGUGUUCUAUCUCCCCAAAUAGGAAACUUGAAGGCUGUCAUAGACAUUGAUUUAUCGUACAAUGACUUUUCAGACAUGAUUCCUAGCACUAUGGGAAGUCUACAAAAGUUAGUUAAUUUAUCUCUGUCACAACAGAAUAGAUGGCCCCAUUCCAGAGUCUUUUGGGAAAAUGUUGAGCUUAGAAUUCUUGGAUUUGAGUUAUAACAAUCUAACUGGCGAAAUACCAAAGUCCUUAGAAGCUCUUGAGUACCUCAAAUACCUUAAUGUUUCCUUCAAUAAACUCGGCGGAGAAAUUCCAACUGGUGGUCCUUUUGCAAAUUUCACCAAUCUGUCAUUUGUGUCUAAUAAUGCAUUAUGCGGUGCAUCAAGGCUCCAACUGCAGCCUUGCCAAGGCAAAUCUCAUCGGAGGACGACGAGAAAAAGAGUGCUUUACUUGUUUCUGUAUAGUCUUUUGGGAAUAACAUCAAUAAUUGUUGCAUUAUCCGUUGGAUUGCUGAUCUUAAGAAGAAGAAAGAGAAAUGAACCAUCAGGAUCAACUGAGGUAUCAUCCAUGAGAGCCCAUGAAAGAGUUUCAUAUUAUGAACUUCAACAAGCAACAAACGGAUUCAGUGAGAACAAUUUGCCUGGUACUGGGAGCUUUAGCAAGGUGUACAAGGGAGUUAAGAAUGGGACGAUAUUCGCGGUAAAAGUAUUCAAACGGGAACUUGAAGGUGCAUUCAAGAGCUUUGACACAGAAUGUGAGAUCUUAGGCAACCUUCGCCAUCGGAACCUGGCAAAAGUCAUAACUGCUUGUUCCAAUCCUCAGUUCAAGGCCUUACUAUUGGAGUACAUGCCAAAUGGCACCCUCGACAAAUGGUUACACUCACAUGACUUUUUCCUGGAUAUGUUGCAGAGGUUGGACAUAUUCAUCGAUCUAGCAUCUGCUUUAGACUAUCUCCAUAACGGUUAUUCGGAGCCAGUGGUGCAUUGUGAUUUGAAGCCUAGCAACAUUUUGCUUGAUGAAAACAUGGUUGGCCAUUUAAGUGAUUUUGGGAUUGCAAAAUUGUUAGGUGCAGAAGAUAGUUUUAGACAAACUAAGACUAUUGGAACCAUUGGAUACAUCGCGCCAGAGUAUGGACAAGAUGGACUUGUAUCAACAAGUUGUGACGUGUACAGCUUUGGUAUUGUGAUAAUGGAAGCAUUCACAGGGAGGAGGCCUAGUGAUGAAAUGUUUACUGGGGAUUUGAGCCUAAAACUUUGGGUAAACGACUCACUCCCUACUGGAGUUACACAAAUUGUGGAUGCAGAUUUGAUAAGGCCAACAAAAGAACCUCUAAAUGCAAACAUGCAGAGAUGCUUGGUUUCCGUCAUGGAAUUGGCUUUAAGCUGCACUUCAGUGUCACCAGAUGCAAGAAUCAACACGAAAGAAGCUCUCUCGGAACUCAAGAAGAUAAGAAUUCAAUUGAUCACGAGCUAAAAUUGAA
Messenger RNA from Solanum dulcamara, 2303 nucleotides. Its product is annotated as probable LRR receptor-like serine/threonine-protein kinase At3g47570. NCBI's taxonomy places the organism in Eukaryota, Viridiplantae, Streptophyta, Magnoliopsida, Solanales, Solanaceae. Gene Ontology annotation, molecular function: ATP binding; protein kinase activity; protein binding. The transcript is spliced from 2 exons. Gene Ontology annotation, biological process: protein phosphorylation. The record is from RefSeq and is a predicted model, not a curated record. The coding region runs from base 1010 to 2296 and encodes 428 amino acids.